This is a messenger RNA of Glossina fuscipes, 2169 nucleotides long. Its product is annotated as progestin and adipoQ receptor family member 3. The record is from RefSeq and is a predicted model, not a curated record. Bases 691 to 1878 code for a protein of 395 amino acids. Lineage: Eukaryota; Metazoa; Arthropoda; Insecta; Diptera; Glossinidae. The transcript has 7 exons. Gene Ontology annotation, cellular component: membrane. Gene Ontology annotation, molecular function: signaling receptor activity.
AACAAUAAAAAAAAAAGAAGAAAAGAAAACAACAUUUCGUUAAUAACUUUGUUGUUGUAUUUCCAUUUCUAUUCUUUUUAUUUUUAUACAUUAGUUUAUCUCAUCUUUAUCAUAAUACGAAUAAUUUUAAAAUGUUUUUGUUGAGUUUUCGUGCAUUGCGUUUAUUGUUAAAAAAAAAAAAAAGCGCAAAAAAAAAUUAUUUAUUUAUUUUUAUUUUUAAAUCCGUUGAGACGGUUACUGCAUGCGUACAAAAAAGUUUAAUUUUCAUAAACUUAAAUUUAGGAUGAAUUAGGUUGCUUUGUCAGUCUUUGAAGAAAAAAUACAAAGAGUUUGAUCAUAAGUCUUUUCUCUGAUAGAGUCACGCUACUCUUUAAAUUCGUAUAUUUGCACUGUCGUUAAGUAUGCAUAUUCUUGGGCAAAGUAACUCGAGUUAGAUCUGCUUGUUGCUUUGCAAAAUAAGUAAGUAAGAGUAGUAGCAGAGUGAUAUUGCUAAGGUUACUUCCUAUAUCCCAGUUAAUCUCUAAAUAAGAAGAAGAAAUGUAAAUAACGAAGUGAUUUGAUCAUCAAAAGACCUAAACAGAUUACAACAAUCCACAACGAGUAAGAACGUUAUACAUAACUUUGAAUCGAUUGCGGGCAGGCAUGACUUCGGGAUCACUUCUCUAAGAUCGGUGUUGAUGAUAUAAUAAAAUGAGUCAAUAUGAUAAGAUGAUAAAUUCACAAUUUAUUACCGACUAUAGCGGUCAGUUAAUGAUGAGAGCAGCACCUCAAAGGACAGCAACAGCAACAACAACAACCACAACUACAACAACAUUUUAUAAACGUAACAGAGAUAGCGAUGGUGAAAAUAAGACUGAAAGCUUACGACUUGGUUCAGUUGCAGAUCAGCAUCAGUUUCCGGAUAAUGAAGAACCAAAUAUAUUGGGUCACGGUUUAACAGCGGACUUUGCAGCGAGCAAUAAUCAAAGCACUUAUCAAAAAUGUUGUUUAUCGUCGUUGAAAUCAAAAAAUUCUGCUGAUGAUUAUCAUAAAUAUAAUAAAUGCAAAAUGUUAUUAAAUUUCGAAGAUGCACCAGAUCAUUUAAAAUUUAAUCCCUACAUAAGAAGCGGUUAUCGUACAUUCCUCUCGACCAAAUUAUGCCUUCAAAGUAUGUUUUGGUGGACAAAUGAAACGAUUAACAUAUGGAGUCAUUUGGUUGGCUGUCUAUUGUUUAUCGGUCUAACAAUAUUCGAUAUUCAGCUUAUGAAACUCCACACCGAACUAAGCGAUCAAAUUCUCGUGGUUUGUUUACUGAUCUGCUUUUGCCUAUGCAUGUUGUUGUCAUCUAUAUAUCAUAUAUUUUCUUGUAAAUCGGAAGAACAUUAUGAAUUAUUUUUAUCGGUCGACUAUUUGGGCAUUUCGCUCUCUUUGGUGGCGAUUUACAUAAGCAGCAUGUACUAUGCUUUCUGGUGUUUUACGACUCUUAGAUUAGUUUACUCUGUGAUUGUUUUGGCGAUGUUUUGCUUGGCUAUGGCGGCACAAAUUCCUAAACUGAAUGUUUCCUUAAAUGCCAAAAUUGCGGUUCUCUUCAUUUGGGCCGCCUAUGGCGUUAUACCGUUCUUGCAUUGGACUAUUAUGAUGGGUGGAUUGGAAAACGAAUUAGUAAGGCUUAUGGUACCUCGUGUCAUCAUCAUGUAUGCCUUAUGUUUUAUAGCUUUUGUGAUAUAUGCUGCCAAGAUUCCCGAACGAUGGCUGACCGGUAAAGUGGACUUUUUCGGUCAUUCACAUAACUGGUGGCAUUUGUUCAUUCUGGCCGCUUUCUAUCAUUGGCAUAACACAGGCUUAGUUUAUGCUGAAUAUCGUAUAAAUAACGGUUGCCAUGGACCCAUUUUAACAUGAAAAUCAACCCAAAUACAUUAUAGGAUUUUAAACCAAAAUUGCCUCAAUGAAACAAUUAAAAAAAUUCAAUUGAAAAUCUUUAACUAUAUAUAGUCUUCUGCUCACUUGAAUAAGAGAACAGAAGGAAUCAGUAGAAUAUUUAAGAACUUUCUCCUUGUUAAAGCAACAACGAGUGACCACCGGAUAUAGUGAGUUUCGGUUAGCACUUAAACUUGACAUAUUCAUAUAUGCGUACGUGUACGUUAACCACCAAGGGACAGAGUGAAAUAGGCUGAAAUACAAAGAUAAACU